This is a messenger RNA of Vigna radiata var. radiata (mung bean), 1158 nucleotides long. RefSeq names its product protein ENHANCED DISEASE RESISTANCE 2-like. The record is from RefSeq and is a predicted model, not a curated record. Bases 152 to 1099 code for a protein of 315 amino acids. The transcript is spliced from 2 exons. NCBI's taxonomy places the organism in Eukaryota, Viridiplantae, Streptophyta, Magnoliopsida, Fabales, Fabaceae.
AAAGGGAGCAAAGCAGUACUUGCGUCGUGUUCUGUUCUCUUCUGUUCAGCGAGUAAAGACAAAAAUCGCAAAACCCAAAAAUCACAUCGCAAAAUCAAACCAAUCCGAAUGACAUGAGCGCGUGCAUCCAAACCUAGCCGCUAUCGCCGCCAUGUCCCGCACCGCCUCCUCCGCACACUGGACCUCCGACGCCGUCCGCGGGGGAUCCCUACGUCCCGUCGACCUUGACUCCGGCACCAACGGCUGGGCCUCACCUCCCGGCGACCUAUUCCUUCUCCGCUCUCCGAAUUACUUCACCAAACACCAAAAAUCCCCCGCCGGCGACUACCUACUGGCACCGGCAGGUAUGGACUGGCUGAAAUCCCAAUCGAAGCUCGACAACGUCCUCGCUCGGCCCGACAACCGCGUGGGUCAGGCCCUCCGCCGGGCCCAGGACGAAGGCAAAGCCCGGAAGAGCUUCAUCUUUGCCGUCAACCUUCAGGUCCCGGGGAAAGAGCACCACAGCGCGGUAUUCUACUUUUUCACUGACGAACCGGUUCCCUCCGGUUCACUCCUGGGGCGGUUCAUCGAUGGAGACGACGCGUUCCGGAACCAGCGGUUCAAGCUGGUAAACCGGAUCGUGAAGGGACCGUGGAUCGUGAAAAAAGCGGUGGGGAAUUACAGCGCGUGCUUGUUGGGAAAGGCGCUAACGUGUAACUAUCACAGGGGACCGAACUACUUCGAGAUUGACGUGGACAUUGGGAGCAGUGCCAUCGCCAACGCUAUCCUGCGCCUCGCGUUGGGCUACGUCACCAGCGUCACCAUCGACAUGGGAUUCGUCGUGGAGGCGCAGGCGGAGGAGGAGCUCCCGGAGAGGCUCAUCGGAGCAGUCAGGGUUUGCCAGAUGGAGAUGUCCGCUGCCACAGUUGUCGAUGCGCCCAACGCUCCGCGCGGCAACAAGGUCAACCACCUCAGUGUUCUUUCUCAGGAUUCAGAGAUGAUGGUGGUCUUGUCAGCCACUAGAACCCAAAGGAGAAUAUGUCAUUCCUGGAUUUACUCAACCUCAAUAAGAAUCAACUUUAGUGCAUCAUAUCAACAUGAAGAGAAAAUUCCAAAAUAGCUAUUACCAGAACUAGCACACUGUAAAGGUUCUUUCUGUACCUCAUCAUCAAUCAUUUC